Purpureocillium takamizusanense is the source of this 1920-nucleotide messenger RNA. RefSeq names its product protein transport protein bos1 (gene BOS1). NCBI's taxonomy places the organism in Eukaryota, Fungi, Ascomycota, Sordariomycetes, Hypocreales, Ophiocordycipitaceae. Gene Ontology annotation, molecular function: SNARE binding; SNAP receptor activity. Gene Ontology annotation, biological process: vesicle fusion; endoplasmic reticulum to Golgi vesicle-mediated transport. The coding region runs from base 70 to 801 and encodes 243 amino acids. Gene Ontology annotation, cellular component: ER to Golgi transport vesicle membrane; endoplasmic reticulum membrane; Golgi apparatus. The transcript has 2 exons. The record is from RefSeq and is a predicted model, not a curated record.
AUUGAAGUCUACAGCACGAUCGGCAAACAGUCCCGCUCGAUUGCCUCCGGCAAACGAAGCGCUCCAAGGAUGAACGUGCAGUAUAACUCUGCCCUGCGGCAGAGCAAGGCGAUCCGUAGCGAGCUGUCUUCGCUCAACGACAAGAGCGCCCCGACACCCGCCGAGAUCGGCAACGUGUCUGCUUCACUGGCUUCCUUCACCAAGACCCUCGACGAGUAUAAUCAUCUGGCACGGCAAGAAAUCGUAGUCAAGAAGCAGGAAGAAGCCUUCGAGCGCGUCAAACGCUUCCGCGACGACCUCUCCGACUUUCGCGCCCAGAUCGACGGGUUGAAGAAGGCGAGGGAGGAUGCACAGCACCAAAACAAUAGGACCGAGCUCCUGGGGAGGCGGCCGUAUAAUGCUACCCCCGAAAACCCCUAUGCCAAUGCCACGACCACAACGACCAACUCGGCCUUUCAGCCGCGGAGCAACGCGUAUGGGAGUGGCCACCUCACAACAGGCUCUGCCGACGAAAUGCGCGAGGCGCACGCGCUACGCGAGCAAAACUUCUUCGCCAACACGCACAGCGCGCUCGAUGACUAUAUUGCCCGGGGACAAGCGGUCCUGGGCGACCUGGGUGACCAGCGCGAGAUGCUCAAAAACACGCAGAAGCGGCUGUACAGUGUCGCCAACACGCUUGGCGUCAGCGGCGACACAAUUCGCAUGGUCGAGCGGCGUGCGCGAGAAGACAAGUGGAUCUUUUUUGCUGGCGCUAUCAUCUUCUUCCUGUUCUGCUGGUUGGUCCUCCACUACCUGCGGUGAAACCGACCGGCGAGCGCUGCCUGCCGCUGCUGUAGGGAGCUACGUCGUCACGGCACGAGAUGUCCAUUUCAAGCGCGGCGUUUCUGGCUAUCUCUUCAUAACUGUUCGAUAUCUGCUGGCAUUUGACGCUCCAAUUUGAACACACGCGUCACGGGCCUAUCCCACGUCCUCGCCUUCGAUUUGUCGCAGCGCUAUUGUGAAGAGCACGUCCUUCGACGUCUGCACCUCGACGCACUUAGUGUCAGGGAGGAUAUGAUUACUCGUGCUUAGCUUUCCUCCGACUUGCGUUUCCCAGUCGGUCACGUCCCACUCCAGGCCUUGGGUGGAGAUGGCGCAGGGCCCUUGGAGCGGCAAGAUCCCGACGUGCUUUCCAAAGGCCACAUCCUCGCCGUCCUCCCUGACGCGGAUGAGAUGCUUCCCGGCUUUUAGGAGGAAUGUGAGGCUCGACCCAGACAGGAGGAAGAGCCGGCCAAGAGCGUAAUCCGGACCCGGCUGGAGCAGGUAGAGAUGAUGCAGCUGGCUGACACCUUGGUCGACGCGUCCGCCAAUACCACCGAGGGCGACAAUAUCGAGAUUGUCUGAUCGUGCCUUCCGAAUCCAGGCCACGGCCUUGGCGAAGUCGGUGGAUUCCUGGUCGGUGAUGUGGACGACUUCGGCCGGUGUGGGCUGUGAGGAGUAAAAGUCUCUAACCGAAGGCGAGAGCGAGUCGAGGUCACCGAUGAUGGCCUGAAGGUUGGACUGCGUGAUGUGUCAGAAAGACGGCAGAGCAGGGCAAUGGAAUGAGCCACGACAUACGAAUUUGCCUUGGAACGAGGACAGUUCAUGGAGGCGGUUGGCACCGCCGUCGGCGGCGACCCGGAGGGAGGCUGGGAGCGCGUCAGUAUCAGCUGGUGAGGCGCAUGCUGCCGCCGACACGAACCGUUCUUCCACAGUUUGCGGAGACUGGCGCUGUUCUUGAGGGGCUGGUUCAGCACGAGGAGGGCGAACUCAGAGGUGCUGUCGUGGUCGAGGAGAAGCUUGGCAGGAUGCCACUCGAACGCCUCUGCGGCCAUGGUGAGAGAUGACUUAAUAUCCAAGCAGAAAACAGGAAUCAAUCACAGGGCUAUCGAGCGCGUGAAG